CCCUUUUACUCGUGCUCCCGGUGAACGCCGCCUAAGUUGCCUUUCGCGAUCGGUCGCGCCUGGACGAGUGCUCCGCUCACUCUGCGUCUCCGCCGUCGCACACAGGGCCCCACGUCGGCCCACAGCCUGACGGCGCACGCAAGCAGCCAUGCGGCCCUCCGCGAUGCUCGCCGGCCUGUCCCUGCUGGCCAUCUGCCUGGCCGGCGUGGCCGCGCAGUCCUCCAUGCCCGAGGAGGGCGACACGCGACCUAGCGUGCCAGCCCCGAAGACGACGACGCCCAGAGCCGCGGUCACCAGGGUGCCCACCAAGUCGACUACCAAAGACCCCGGGCCGGACCCACGAAACCCGUUCAAGUACUAUGCACGAAGGCAGGAGAAACUCGUCAAGACGCUCAUGAAGACCAUCACCGAGCACGUGACGCCGCAGUUCUUGGGAGACAUCUCGCAGCUCAAUCUCACCGGCGACUGCACCUACGGAUUAUUCAAGAUGAUCUUCGGCGUCAAGCAGCUCAAGCCGUGGGCCAUAAAAAUGCUGGACGCGAGCGGGAAAAUGCCUGACGGACUGUUCUACGGUUCACUGGCCGCAUUCGGAGACAUGGGCGAAUGCCUACACGUGCGGGCCAUCAACCGGCGUCUCAACGGAAAACUUGAAGAGUACUUCCAGGGCCAGUACUGCGCUCUGAACAUCCGCUUCAAGCUACCGCCAAAGCCAGCCCGAUAUAGCCCCAAGACAUACCUGAGGAAUCUUACCGAUGAGGUGCCUCUCUAUAAGCAUCUCCUAGGAGACGUGUCGGUGGGUUACUUCUACUUCACGCCCAUCCGGAUGGCACUGUGCGUGCCUUCGACGUGCACGCAGACUGACAUCCAGACAUUGGGAAGCGCCGUUGGAGAUUUGGCACAACUGGACGUGUCAGUGCCCUUCUGUGAGAAACUAAAGCCGACCGAGUACACGACGCUCCAGCUCAUUGCCAUGGGCAUCUUGGCGUUCUUCUUCUGCCUGGUGUUGCUGGGCACGUUCCUAGAUGUGGCACCAAGGUUGCUGAACAGCUGGAUCAGUCACGAUAACGCAUCCCAGUGCUCGGAGAAGGAGAAGGUGAUGAACAAUAACGUCGUGCUGGACGUCCUUCUGUCGUUCUCUGCCUUCUCGAACGGCAAGCGGCUGCUGAGCACGCGCACGGCCAUCGGGGUGCUGGAGCCGCUGCACGGCAUGCGCGUCAUCACCAUGGCCUGGAUCAUCCUGGGACACACGUUCUUCUACAAGAGCUACGUGCUUUCAGGCGGCCUCUUCGAAGCGCUCGAGUAUGGCAAGUCGUUCCCCUUCCAGAUUGUCCUCAACGUGUUUCCUGCCGUCGAGACCUUCGUCACCAUGUCCGGCAUUUUGGUGGCAUAUAGCAGCCUGCACAAGCUUGAGAAGCGCCAGGGUUCUUUCAAUCCAUUCAGCUAUUUUCUCCAUCGGUAUCUAAGGUUAACACCGGCCUUCAUACUAGUGUCUCUUCUGAUGAUCUUGCUGCCCCUCACCGGUAGCGGACCAGUCUGGAACGAAACUCUGCAACCAUUCGCAAAAGCCUGCGAGAAAAGGUGGUGGACGAAUAUUCUCUACAUCGGCUCGUGGUUCCACAGAGAAGACAUGUGCUUGCCUCACGGAUGGUACCUUUCGUGCGACAUGCACUACUACAUCAUUGCCCCCAUCAUAUUCAUGCUGAUGUUCAGGAGGCCGUCGGUGAGCUUCGCGCUGCUGGCCAUUCUAGGGGCCUCGUCCGUCAUCGCUGUUGGUGUGCUCACGUACAUCUGGCAGUUCCCGCCCAUCCCCAUAUUUGUGGACCCCGAUCCAGAUCACUUCAACGAAUACAUGAGCUUCAUCGGAUACCGGCCGUACACGCACCUCACAUCCUUCUGCAUCGGCAUGGCCACAGGCUACUUCCUUUACAAGAACAAAACGUUGCACAUCAACAGGGUGGCACGUCUGCUGGGCUGGCUAGCCGCGGCGCUGGUGAACAUGACGGUGGUCUUCGGCGUGUACAACUGGAACGCGUACGAGGCGCCAUCGCUCUCCGUGGCCGUGGCGUACGCGGCGCUCAGCCGCGCUGCCUGGGCGUUCGGCAUCGCCUGGAUAGUGGUCGCCUGUGCCACCGGCAACGGAGGCUUCAUCAACGAGGUCUUGUCGUGGCGGGCCUUCGUGCCACUGAGCCGGCUAACCUACCUCGUGUACCUGGUGCACCCGCUGCUCAUACUGUGGCACACCGCCUACCUCAAGAAGCCCUUCUACACCACGCAGUUCUUUGUGGGCUACGUCUACCUGGGCCACCUGUUCUCGGCCUACUGUCUCUCCUUCUCGCUGAGCUUGACUUUCGAGUCGCCUUUCAUCUUGCUCGAGAGGAUACUUCUGGGAAAGUCAGCCCGCCAAAUGGGCUAUCAACCGGAGAAGACAGACAAGAUCUUGGCGCGGGACUUUUCCAAGAACCCGGACUCGCUCACUACCAAGGCGUUCGAGAAUGGCUCCAGCAGCUGCGGUGUUUAAGUGCGACAUCACGAGGAUGCGCGUGCGCACAUCUUUCGUCGAUUGCAUUCUCCACGAGGAAGCCGUGCACGCUUCACAUCGUGCCUCCUAUGUGCUUGCUCAAAGGACGUCCGCAGGGAACUGGCCUCAAGUGAUACAGGGCUGAGAACUCCUCCAGAUGGAUGCUCGUUUUUAAAACUAUGCAGGGUGUGUGCGUGCUUUCAGUUCUUUUUUCUUUUUUUUUUUUUUUUGCUAGCUCCAUUUUUUUCUUUUCUAUGUAGUCGUGUUAAUUAGGCUUGUUUUCGUAUUUGUGGCACCAGAGAAGCAGAAGUCACCAGCGGAAGCGGCGCGAUGUGAGUCGGCGUGUAACUUUAUUAGCAUAUUUGGUGGUUAACUUUCUAAUUAUUCAAUGUGCGAAAAAAGCAGAAAGUGUUGCAGCACAAUCACAGGUUUACCCGCGGCGCAGCGCCGAGCGCUGUGCUGCACCAACAACUCUGCUGCUUUUGUUGCCUAACACUGAACAUAACUGUGGGCGCACAAAACCUAAUUGAUGACACCAUUCUAUCGAAGUAAUCACACAGAGUAAGGGAAAUGAAAGCGACACGCUUCCGUCGCCCUUUCCCGCGAAACAGCGAAUCAAGAGCGCGGCUUGUGUACACACUCUACACAAGAAGCUGCGCUCGCUUUCAUUACGUCUCUUUUCGCUUCCCGCUCUCGCGAGGAAGUCACUCUUUGUGCAGUUGCGUGAAAUGUGGCGCUAGCAUCAAAGAUCCGUCAAGACAGUUACGCUGUAAUAUCUCGAAUUGUCGCCCACACACAUUUGCUUGCGAAAUAUCAACUGCACAAAAUUCAGCGAGGCUUUCAUACAAAUGUGCUACGUUUUUGCCUGUGGCACUGCAUGGUCAGCGAUGCUUUUGCAGGGGCAGAAGCUUUGUGCCACAGCUUACUUUACCCGUGGAAAUUAAAGGGGUCCUGAACCACCCCUCGGGCUUGGUGAAAAAGCACAGUCCGCGGAUAGCAUAUGCUGCCGUGAACAUAUCAGCCAAAUUUUGCAGUCGUACGCGGCGCGUCACCUUUUUUUCUCAAACGCUCUCUCUUCAACAGGAGUCUUCUCGUUAUUCUUUUCGGCCUCCAUAUUUCGUCACGUAGCAUAUUCCCGUACGUAGCUGCUAUUGGCCAAUAGGUGACAUCAAUCAAGAAGGGCGUUUGGAUCAGUGCGCUUCUUCCUACUGUUACUGUGUAUAUUUAUUGACGCAGUUUAAUAAACAAGCUGAAGUAAAAA
Dermacentor andersoni is the source of this 3779-nucleotide messenger RNA. RefSeq names its product nose resistant to fluoxetine protein 6-like. Gene Ontology annotation, molecular function: acyltransferase activity, transferring groups other than amino-acyl groups. NCBI's taxonomy places the organism in Eukaryota, Metazoa, Arthropoda, Arachnida, Ixodida, Ixodidae. The record is from RefSeq and is a predicted model, not a curated record.